Molecule: messenger RNA, 902 nt
Organism: Fragaria vesca subsp. vesca
Lineage: Eukaryota; Viridiplantae; Streptophyta; Magnoliopsida; Rosales; Rosaceae
Product: trafficking protein particle complex subunit 2-like
Exons: 6
Coding region: 234-641 (135 amino acids)
Biological process (GO): endoplasmic reticulum to Golgi vesicle-mediated transport
Cellular component (GO): cytoplasm; nucleus; TRAPP complex
Source: RefSeq, a predicted model, not a curated record
UAAAAAAAAAAAAAAAAAAAAAACCAACACUAAAAACCAAAUUGAUAAAAACACAAAAACGACGACGGCAUGCACAGGAGAGAAAGACGACAUCUGGCUUCUGCACUGAAGAGAGGAGACUGAGACCGACCGAGAUCAAUAGCUCUUCAGAGACGAAGGGCUUGGUCGAUUGGUUUAUAGAGUCAGAUUGGGGUAGAGCUAGCUCUGAAGAAGAAGAAGAAAGUAGAACAAAAAUGGCGACGACGGCGUGUUUCAUUAUCGUGAGCAGAAACGACAUCCCCAUUUACGAAGCUGAAGUGGGAUCUACGGCUAAGAGAGAAGAUGCUGCUCAGCUUCACCAGUUCAUAUUACAUGCAGCUCUGGAUAUUGUGCAGGACCUUGCUUGGACUACCAGUGCCAUGUACUUGAAAGCAGUGGACCGCUUUAAUGAUUUGGUGGUUUCCGCAUAUGUUACUGCUGGUCAUACACGACUUAUGCUGCUUCAUGACUCCCGUAACGAUGACGGGAUUAAGAGCUUUUUCCAAGAGGUUCAUGAGCUUUAUAUAAAGACUCUUCUUAAUCCGACCUACUUGCCCGGUUCACGAAUAACAUCAUCACAUUUUGAUACCAAAGUUCGUGCCCUUGCACGAAAGUAUCUGUAGGACUCGUGCAUUUUGCAAGGGGACGACCUCUUUAUUUUAUUUCAGAAUGAGGUCUGAGUUACCAAUUACAGGUAUUCGAAAGUCUUUUCCCCCAUAUUUGUCCUUCUCAGGAUUUUUCCGCAUGGUUUGUCACUUGUAAACUAUUGAUGCUAUAAAGAUAUUCAGUUCCCCAUAUUUUGGGGUGCUCGUGUAUUACAAACCUCUUAUAUAUUGUAUUCAUACAUAUGUCCGCACGGAUUGAUGAUUAUUUUGAAGUGGUGC